GAUUCACGAAUCUAGAAAGUCACGCGUCCAAACCGCAAAGACUCCUUCAGAAAAAUGGCGUCCAAACUCCCUACUUUCCCUCGCACAGUCUUCACAAUCAUCGAGCCCCUCUCCACUGCGGCAGGAUAUCUCGGGCCCCUCCUCGCACCGGCAUCCUUCGUCUCCUCCCAAAGCCCCUUUGAGCCGCCUCACCCGCUCUACCUCACUGAACACGUGCUCGCCCUGCAGCUGGGGAACUGCUACGGUCUACUGGCCUUGCUUGGUCUUUUCAUCCUCAACACGACAGAUGAGCUCAAAACAGUACGGGCCUAUCUGCUCGCACUCUGGAUCGCGGAUAUCGGUCACAUUGUCGUGACGCUGUGGGGACUCGGGGCGGAUGGGUGGAGCGUGAGUAGCUGGAACGGAAUGGCGUGGGGAAAUGUGGGGUUUACAGCUCUUCUGUUUGCGGUGAGGAGCAUCUACUUCCUUGGAUUGUUUGGGGGGGACGACGACGACGACGACGAGAAGGCAGAGAAGGUGAAGAAGGUGUGAUGUGUUUCGGGAUGUAGAAAUUGCGUGGAGGGGAGCGCACCGGCAAAAGUUCACUUAAGAUUGUCAUUGAACCGAAUGCACAUGAAGUAAAUGUAUAAGACAAGGAGCCUACUACUUACACAUCCGCAGCUAUGUACAGGGGCGUAAUUGAAUAUUGUUUAACUGCC
Messenger RNA from Mytilinidion resinicola, 698 nucleotides. RefSeq lists its product as uncharacterized. The coding region runs from base 55 to 531 and encodes 158 amino acids. The record is from RefSeq and is a predicted model, not a curated record. The transcript is spliced from 2 exons. NCBI's taxonomy places the organism in Eukaryota, Fungi, Ascomycota, Dothideomycetes, Mytilinidiales, Mytilinidiaceae.